This is a messenger RNA of Asparagus officinalis (garden asparagus), 729 nucleotides long. RefSeq lists its product as uncharacterized. Lineage: Eukaryota; Viridiplantae; Streptophyta; Magnoliopsida; Asparagales; Asparagaceae. Bases 96 to 539 code for a protein of 147 amino acids. The record is from RefSeq and is a predicted model, not a curated record. Gene Ontology annotation, cellular component: COPI vesicle coat. Gene Ontology annotation, biological process: retrograde vesicle-mediated transport, Golgi to endoplasmic reticulum; intracellular protein transport; intra-Golgi vesicle-mediated transport. The transcript has 5 exons.
UUUAAUCUUGAGCUCCAUUUUUAUUUCUAGGGAGAGAGAGAGAGAGAGGUGAGAAUUUUCCUUGUUCCACACUUUAAUUUCUAGAGAGAGAAAAGAUGUUGCUGGCGGUUCUCUUCUCCAAUAGCGAUGGCAACAUCCUCGUCGAGCGCUUUCAUGGAGUUCCUUCCGAGGAGCGACUUCAUUGGAGAUCUUUCCUUGUAAAAUUGGGAGCAGAGAAUCUAAAAGGAGCUAAAAAUGAAGAGCUUUUUGUUGCUUCCCACAAGUCUGUGUAUAUCGUUUAUACUAUGCUUGGGGAUGUCUGCAUUUAUGUCGUCGGCAAGGAUGAGUAUGAUGAACUUGCUUUGUCCGAGGUUAUCUUUGUGAUAACAUCGGCAGUGAAGGAUGUAUGCGGAAAACCUCCAACUGAGCGACUCUUUCUCGACAAGUAUGGGAGGAUCUGCCUAUGCCUCGAUGAAAUUGUGUGGAAGGGGAUGCUAGAGAACACGGACAAGGAUAGAAUCAGGAGGUUGAUAAGGUUAAAGCCUCCCACUGAAGCCUGAUGCUAGUUUUAUCAGUCUGAAUGAGUUUAUCUUUGUUUUUUGUUGAGAAAUAUUGGUGUAAAUUUGCUUAAAUCACCAGCAAACUCGGAACAAACGUGAUAUUACUAUCUUACUUUAUCUUGUAAUAAAAACUUCAAGUUUUCCAAGUUCUUGCUGGCUAGUUAAUCCAUUAACUGUCGUUUACAAGCCU